AUGAGAAGAAAAGAUCUUGAGUUUGAUGUGAGAGAUAAAAUGUUCUUAAAAGUAGCACCUAUGAAAGGUGUUUUACGAUUUGAAAAGGAAGGGAGGUUGAGUUAUCGUUUUAUUGGAUCGCUUGAGAUUCUAGAGCAAGUUGGCCCUGUGGCGUAUCGUUUUGCUUUGCCGCCAUCACUCUCUACUAUUUGUGAUAUGUUCCAUGUUUCUAUGUUGAGAAAGUAUGUGACUGAUCCAUCUCACGUGGUUGAUUACGAGCCACUAGAAAUUGAUGAGAAUUUGAGCUAUGCAGAACAACCAGUUGAGAUUCUGGCUAGAGAGGUAAAGAUAUUGCGUAACAAAGCACUUGUUUUAGUCAAAGUUUUAUGGCAGAAUCACAAAGUUGAAGAGGCUACAUGGGAAAGAGAGGAUGACAUGAGAGCUCGUUUACUUAGAGUUGUUCAAGGAUUAGAACUUUUGAGGACAAAACUUCCUUAA
Cucumis melo (muskmelon) is the source of this 477-nucleotide messenger RNA. RefSeq lists its product as uncharacterized. The transcript has a single exon. The record is from RefSeq and is a predicted model, not a curated record. Bases 1 to 477 code for a protein of 158 amino acids. NCBI's taxonomy places the organism in Eukaryota, Viridiplantae, Streptophyta, Magnoliopsida, Cucurbitales, Cucurbitaceae.